Nomascus leucogenys (northern white-cheeked gibbon) is the source of this 2049-nucleotide messenger RNA. It is a transcript of the gene TLDC2, whose product is annotated as TBC/LysM-associated domain containing 2. NCBI's taxonomy places the organism in Eukaryota, Metazoa, Chordata, Mammalia, Primates, Hylobatidae. Gene Ontology annotation, biological process: response to oxidative stress. Gene Ontology annotation, cellular component: nucleus. The record is from RefSeq and is a predicted model, not a curated record.
ACUCACUGCCCACGGCCGGCCGGGCAGGGACAGGAGAAUGAGAGGCCUCCGCUGGCGUUACACUCGGCUGCCCAGCCAGGUGGAGGACACCCUGUCUGGGGAGGAGGGUAAUGAAGAGGAAGAGGAGGAGGAGGCAGCUCCAGACCCAGCUGCUGCUCCUGAGGACCCCAUGGUGCCCCAGCUGACGGAAGCCAGCCAAGUUUUGAGUGCCUCAGAGAUUAGGCAGCUCAGCUUUCACUUCCCACCAAGAGUCACCGGCCAUCCCUGGAGUCUGGUCUUCUGCACGUCGAGGGAUGGUUUCAGCCUGCAGAGCCUGUACCGGCGGAUGGAGGGCUGCAGCGGGCCAGUGCUGCUGGCGCUCAGGGACCAGGACGGGCAGAUAUUUGGAGCCUUCUCCUCCUCGGCUUUCCGACUCAGCAAAGGCUUCUAUGGUACUGGCGAGACAUUCCUCUUCUCCUUCUCCCCACAGCUGAAGGUCUUUAAGUGGACUGGAAGCAACUCUUUCUUUGUGAAGGGAGACUUGGAUUCACUGAUGAUGGGCAGUGGCAGUGGGCGGUUUGGGCUGUGGUUGGAUGGAGACUUGUUUCGCGGGGGAAGCUCCCCUUGCCCGACCUUCAACAACGAGGUGCUGGCCCGGCAGGAGCAGUUCUGCAUCCAGGAGCUGGAAGCCUGGCUUCUCAGCUGACAGCCCUGCGGCAACAGAAUUCUAUGAUUGAAGCCCUUAAAUGAAUUGUGCAAGGGAGGGAGUUUGUAAACAACUAACUAGAGACAUUCACAUUGGGUCAUCUUUAAAAAGCUGGACUCUGCUUUUGGAUGCUUCUCGGAGGCGAGUUGGGUUUUGGCCUGAAGCCCCGUAGUUCCAUUCCUUUUUUUGAGGUGUUAUGAGUGGGGCUAUAACAUCGCCAUCCUAUUAGGAAGAGAGAGAAAAACAGGGAACAGAGAAAAGCCAGUUUCCAUCAUCUUAUUUCUGAGUGAAAGUCUCAAGUGCGCACAUCCUCGUCUUGCAUACAGAUUGCUUCUAGGUGUCCUCACUCCAGGGAAACUCCAAAUUACAUAUGCCCUGUGCUUGGGACAAAUUAGAAACACUACAGUCUUAUGUAGGAAGAGCCUUCAUGAAAACAGCCACUGGCCUCUGCAGAGAUGACCGGAAGCACCAUACCACUGUCCACCUCUGUGGCCUCCUUCACACACCUUCACAGAGCACAAACCCUGUCCUGUUUUCCCAGGAGAAAGACAGGAUGCACUGAACCCCUAGGUUCUCUCUUGCCUGGUCCCCUCUGCAAUAAAUGGCCCAGGUCUACAAGAUGGCAAAGAAGGGGAGGAAGGACAGUAUGUACCUACAGAAUUUAAAUUUUUCUCUGCAUCAAAGCUCUAACGUUGGUCCCAUCAGCAUAGGCUCCAGCCAAAGGAGCUCCUCCACCCAAAAUGAGGAGAGAUCCAAAGGGAGGUGAUACAAUGACCUGAAACCAUAGAGGUAAGAAGCAAGGCCUCCUAAUACUUGACUCUAUGCUAAACUGUUCUGAACUUGUGGGUAGAUCCUUUUGGGUUACAAGAUGAUGCACUACCAGGAAUACAAUGCUGGUGGGAGGAUUCGUGCUCCUCAUCUGCCUAUUUGCUCUCAGAUCCAUUCUUCACUCUUCCUCUCCCUACUCUGUCUUACAGGAGCUACUCUGGUAAAUUACAUUUUUCAGCUCCCAUGCUUGUUGGUUUCCAGUUAGGUUUGGUCAGUGGGAGGCUCUGGUGGGAGACUGGAGGUGAGAAGAGGGCAGAGAAGUCAGGUUUUUUCUCUCCCUACCUCCUCUGGCACGAGCGGCAGUGGCAGUGACUCUUCUGUGGUUCUAGCUUCUGCAGGUGGCCCCAGCUCCUGGACUGCCACCUGCUCCCUUGGUCUCUCCUAUCCUAGAGGUGGUAGCAGCUUCCUGCUGUUGAAUCACUGUCCUCUGUGCUCAUUUAGCUCUGCCAAAACUUUUGUAUCUCAUCCCCCAUGUUAAAUUUUUUCUGUUGAAGUACACUGGAUCUGAGUUGAUAGAACCAUUAAAAAUAGUUUUU